AAUAGCCCCGCCCCCGGCCGCCGCCCGCCCCGCCUCCCGCCGCUAGCCGUCGUCCCGCGGCCGCCUGGCAGUCCGGUGUAUGUGCGGCAACAACAUGUCGGCGCCGCUCCCCGCCAUCAUCCCGGCCGCCAGGAAGGCGACGGCCGCCGUGAUUUUUCUUCACGGAUUGGGAGAUACCGGGCAUGGAUGGUCAGAAGCACUUGCUGGUAUCAAAAGCCCCCAUGUAAAAUACAUUUGCCCACACGCGCCAGUUAUGCCAGUUACUUUAAACAUGAACAUGGCUAUGCCAUCAUGGUUUGAUAUCAUUGGACUUUCUCCAGAUUCGCAGGAAGAUGAAGUUGGGAUCAAGCAGGCAGCAGAGAAUGUUAAAGCACUGAUAGAUCAAGAAGUAAAAAAUGGAAUUCCUUCCAAUCGAAUUAUUCUGGGAGGCUUUUCUCAGGGUGGUGCUUUAUCAUUAUAUACAGCUCUUACAACGCAUCAAAAGUUAGCAGGUGUUGUAGCCCUCAGCUGUUGGCUUCCUCUACGGACUUCUUUUGUUCAGGGUGCUGUCGGUGUCAACAAGGAGAUUCCUGUUCUUCAGUGCCAUGGGGACUGUGACCCACUCGUUCCUUUAAUGUUUGGUUCUCUUACUGUUGAAAAGCUAAAGAGUAUGAUAAAUCCAGCCAAUAUAACCUUCAGAACUUACUCUGGCAUGAUGCAUAGCUCAUGUAUUGAGGAGAUGAUGGAUAUAAAACAAUUCAUAGACAAACAUCUACCUCCCGUUGACUGAAAUGAUAUGUGAGAAGCCUUCUACAUGAACACCAGCAUCAACCGUGGUAGAAUUAAUCUUUUCACAUGCCUGAUAGGAAUUGUUACUUCUGUACCUGCAGUGUUACUACUGUGUUGCAAAUUUAUACUUAGGACAAGGAGUAAAUUAUACACAUAUAUGAGAAAUGAUGAUCUUUUUAGCAUUGAUCAUCCACUGAUGGAAUUGAAAAAUGAUGCAGCUAGGUAGCAAUGAUAGGAUGUAACCUGAAUGUAACUAUUUAAAGACUUUUAAUUGCAGAAUUUUAAACUAUUUGUACAAUCAAAGACAAAACUUAUGUGAGCAACAUAAAUGUGACCGGUUUAGUAUACUUGAGACAUGAUUUGCUCUUAGUACUCACUGAAAAUAAAUUAAAACAUUUUGUUUAUGUAAUGGAUGUAUAAAGUACACAACGUGUAAGAAAGUGAGCAUAUGAUUGUAGAAUAAAUGUUAACUGAGGACAAAGCUUUAAAUGUUAAGCAUUAAUUGUUGCUCCAAAUAGGAAGGGCUGUUCUUCUAGAAUGAAUAUUAUAGUCAGUAGAAAUACUUCCUGUAUUUAAAACACCUUGAUUUUAACUGUUUUCAUACAGGUAGGUACUGCGGAAAUUAUAAAGGGACUCAUUCCUCCUUAGACCAUCGUUUGUUGCUGUCCUGCUGCCAUUUGUUUUAGAUUACUAUAAAUUUACAUCAAAUUCUGACUCAAACAGAGUCCUGAAGAAGUGUGUAGGAAUAAUUUGUUUUGUUUAAAAUUCCUAUUUUCAUAUUGAAUAUUCUUCUUGCACUUCAGAAUUGUAGCUUUCAUUUAUGUAGAAAUGUUGAUGAUGUAUUUUACAUGAGCUAUUCCAGCAUAUAGUUUUGACUUUUCUGUCUGCUUUGGAGCAACUAAAUGAAAACAGUGCAGCUGUGUAGUUUUUAGUAUUGUGUAUUGUUGAAGCCUCAUCUGUAACGUGUUCUUACUGUCUACUACUUUCUUUACUUUAUAUUGACACUUGAGAUUUUUCGGGAAAAGAACACAAUUUUAUUUUCAAUUAUAUGAUUUUACUUUUCCCUAGAUUGUUGCAGCCUAAAAAUAUGGUGACCUACUAUUGGGGGAAAAAGAAUCUUCAAGAUACAAAAUGUCUCUUCUUUCAGAAGCUUACAAUUCUAGAGUGCACUGGAUUACAGGAAUCAAUGCAUGCUCAACAGCUUUCUUUUUUUUUUUUCUUUUGUAAUUUACUUUCUGAAAUAGCUGUUUUUUAGACUUUAUCGGCCAUCACCACAUGAGGAACGUUUAAAAAAUACGCUAUGGUUUUUACUGCAUAAUAUGCUGCGUAACAUUGUUCUAUACUAAAAUAUGUUUGCAAGCAAAGAAUGUUCCUGUCUUGGAUGCAUCUGUGAUGAUCUGUUUUGUCAGCAUUGUGAUUCAUACCGACAUAAAAGGUACUUACUCCUCAGCCAGAUUAAUCAGUGGUCCUCUUACAGUACAUUUGGAUUUAUAUCAGAGGCAUCUGCCAGUACAAAUGUAUAAAUCAGGAACCACCGUCUUCAAUAUAGCUGCUGCCAGAAAUCUGACACGUUCACCUUGUCUGAGUUCUCAGGUUUUAGUGCUUUUCUUCGUAUCUAUUGCACUUCAUUUUUAGGAGGCCAAUUUUCUUUUCAAAUCCAUUCUCUCUGGAUUAUUAAAUAUAUCUUAAGAUUUAAAAUUUAAAAAAAAUAUUUAUUUUCUAAAUGGUGUUGAGACAAUUCUAGAAAUUCUGUCUCUGGCUGAGAAGAGUAUUAACUUCAAAGUUUAAUUAGUCUUUUUACUUGGUCACUCUGUUCUAUGUAUUUGCUAAUUUGUCUUUCAGCUAAUUUCUUUCACAGAAGGAACCGUAAUCUUAUUGCAGUUGUGCCAAUGUUCUGUUGAGAAAAUAGUAUUUUCUAGCUUGGAGUCAUUCCCAAAUUGCAUUAGCUAAUUUUGCAGUCCUGCUGAAUUGCGAACUUGGUAACCAAGCGAUAUAUUUCCCCUACUUUUCAGAUUGAUUCUCAUUCCUCUAUGUCUAAAUUAUGCCCUGAAUAUUGGCAUGUUUCCAUAGUUCUACAUGAGCUUCUGAUUUUGUCUUAACUGUUUUCUUGUCCUGUUUGUAAGUUGUUCAGUAACCCUGUUCAGCUGCUCUUGUUCAUCUUCUAAUUGACUGUCUACUUGUUGGACGUAUUUUUUUCUUCUGCUGGGAUAAUUUAAAGAAAUAUUUGUAAAAUGCUAAAGUGAAAUCACUCUUAGCUUUAUUCUGUUUUAUCUUAACACUUUUCUCAAUCUGAGGCUCUGUGUUCAUAGGUUGCAGUCAGUUUCUAGUACUUCUGCAUUUUCAGCUGUCAGCUUCAACUCUUUUCUCCGUGAUGCUUUCAAAUGUUCUUCUAUAACUUCUUUUUAUGGUAAUUGCAUUCAAAUACCCAGCUAUCAUAACAAGAUUUUUGUUAUACUGUUGUUUUGCUGCUUACUUAAACCACAAAGAGCUGUGUUGCCAAAGUGAAUGUAAGUGAAUGUCAUGACUUAUUAGAAUUUCUGUCCUCUAAGAAGAGUCCUUCCUCACUUUUAUGUUGCAGGGGAAGAUGAGUAUGUUGUAGUUAGAAAUUCCUAAAUAGUUCAGAAGCUAGAGAAAACUUAGUGGAUGUAUUUGAACUCCUUCUCUUCUCCUGUCUCUUCCCAUAGUACAGUGCCUGAGCUCCUGGCUUUUUUUUUUUUUAAACUUCCCAGCUACUUGGAAAGCUGUGUGUGAUCUUGUACCUGAAGUUAUUCACUGCCUGAUGUGAUUUGAUGUUAGGAUUGUUGUCACAACUGGUGUGUAUGUUUAGGCUUAAAGACAUCUUGGCCCAAUGUGUUUAUUUCUACAAUUUCCUAUUAAAAUGCACAUGAUGGGCUGUCAGUGUUCCAAGUAUGAAGAUCCUAUUCUCAAUUUAAAUUCUACAAUUUAAAAAUGGCCAAUAAUUAAUUUUAUUUUUGCAGUAUUAAACUUCCCCUAAAGGGUAUGAUGUCUAUCAAACUUGUUAAAGCAUUGAUAUGAAAGUGUCAGUUUUUUAGGGGAUUUCUAUCUCCCUACAACAUUUUAAUUUCAGCUGGUACGUACAUUCAGCUGCAGUUUUGUGCAGUCAGAAGUCUGAUUUCUUGUUAGAAUAUGUUGCUCAUUUUUUAAAUGCAUCGAGUUAUGUAUUAUCAGCCAAGUCUUUCUUCUUGAAGUGAAACUGUGGUCAGGGCUGUAUGCACUGGUCUCUUCUUCCUGCCUUGUGUGAUUACAACACAGUAGAUUGGUUAAAAAAAAAAAAAGUACUGUAUACUGUAACUGAUAAUAGAAUUGUUAAUUGAAACAUGUUCUCUCUGAUGGGGUACACUGAACUUCAUUGAAGUUAUUAGGAUGCAUCUUUUAUGUAGGGGUGCUAUUUAUGUUAACAGAUGUGACUAAGAACAAACUUGAAGAUGUUAAUGAAGCCAUAUGUGCAAGGCCUGCGUAUCUUAAGUUUUUAUAAAGAAAUACUGAAUGCUUGCUCUUUAUGUUAUGAAGUAUAAGCCAUUUAAACACUGAAGAUGUAAUUUAGUUAGUUUGCUCAUUUAUGACAAGGAAUCUUGACUUGGAAAAUUACUUCUUUAGUAGGGAAAAUGUUAAAUCUUCCAGUUGUUAUCAUUUGUGGAAUAAAUAUCAGUCGGUGUUUGGGCGAGUGCUCACAACUUUUUCCAUGCGUAGCAUACCUGAAAUAAGUUGAGCUUUCAUGUGCUAUCAGACAGCCACUUCAGAGGCCUCUUGCAGAUGUACUGCAUAGUAGUGUGUGAGUGAUUCUAUAAUACAAAAGCAUGAUGAUUUGUAGUUAUCAAAAGCAAAAAGAAUACUAGUUUAUGAUUUGCUACCUUGUUGAGAAAAUGUGAUUGUGAGAGAAUGAUUUUAUCUUUCAUAUUCUAGGUUAACUUUUAUUUAGCUUGCCAAAACGUAUCUUUUUUUAGUACUCUUACUGUAGGAUACUAAAUAGCAAAAUCUUGUCACUGUGUACUGUUAGACCCUUCUGUGAGGGUUCUGUAGUGUCAGGGAAGCCUUUGAAGUUAUGUUAGGUUUAGCGUACAUAAUACUUAGUAUCUUUGUUGAGGAAGCAGGUUUGUGGUUGGAGUUGGGGUUAUACGUUCUUCAGGUUAACUAAUAUUUGAAGCCAAUUGGUGGUAUAUGCAGUAUGAGGCAAUCUCAACAGAAAACAUGGAGAUCACCUGGGAAGAAAUGCUGUGCAGUGUUUGUCUGAAGAAACUUGAGAGGAAGUAGGGCCUUCAUGUGGUAAAAGUAGACCUUCACCUGCCAACAGUUUAAUUAAACUAAAAGUCUGCUUGGCUGCAUAGGCUGAUGUCUAGAAGGUAGUGGAGUAUGUUUAUGAGGCUAAUAAAUGUAUGCAAAUGCAUAUUAGAUGCAGUGCUAUAUGUGGAUAUACAAUGGCAACGUGAGAAUAUAGCUAGUAACAAUAAAGAUGCAACAAUAUACAAAGUAAUUUGUCAGUUCAUAUUUAUGGAAAACUUUUGGAAUAGUUUUCAAUGUCCAUUUAUUUUAGCCUUGGCAUCCUUUUCUGUAGUUAAGUAAUCAUGAGGGAAAAAAAGUUGCCUAGAAUUAGCAUAAUAGUAAAAAACAAAAACAAAACAAAAAAAAAACUUUGUAAUUGGAAGCUGAGAGGAGUGGCUGACACCAGAAGGCUGCACUGCCAUUCAGUGACACCUGGACAGGCUGGAGAGUUGGGCAGAGAGGAACCUAUUAGGUUCAACAAGAGCAAGUGUAGAGUCUUGCACCUGGGGAGGAAUAGCCACAUGCAUCAGUACAGGUUAGGGGCUGACCUGCUGGAGGGGAGCUCUGAGAAAGACCUGGGUGUUCUGGUGGACAACAGGUUGACCACGUUUAUAAGUAAUCAAAAGGGUGGGUGUCAAGAGAAUGGGGCCAGGCUCUUUUCAGUGCUGCCCAGCACCAGGACAAGAGGAAAUGGGCACAAACUGGAAUACAGGAAGUUUCAUGUGAACGUGAGAAAGCACUUAUUUACUGGGAGGGUGACGGAGCACUCUGGAACAGGCUGCCCAGAGAGGUUGCGGGGUCUGCCUCUCUGGAGAUACUCAGAAUCCGCUUGGAUGCUUUCCUGUUCAACCUACUGUAGGGAACCUGCUUUAGCAAGGACGUUGGACUAGAUGGUCUCCAGAGGUCUCUUCUAACCCCUACAAUUCUGUGUAAUACUGUACUAAACUUAAUCCAAUACGGUAUGAGACCACUGGUGUGGUAAAUGAAGAAGGUGACAGUGUUUUCAGAACGUCAACACAUUAGUUUGCGAAUGGGAUUCUCUGAAGAAGAAGAAUACGUGUAGAAGAAAAGAUUUCUUUUUUGUUUGUUUGCCACGCUCAUGUUACCGCCAUUUGCCUUUGGGACAACAGGUUUUAUUAAUUCUCUUUGAGUGAAAUGUGCCUUUGAUGUUACUCAUUAAAACUGAUUUAAUUGAA
Numida meleagris (helmeted guineafowl) is the source of this 6245-nucleotide messenger RNA. It is a transcript of the gene LYPLA1, whose product is annotated as lysophospholipase I. Lineage: Eukaryota; Metazoa; Chordata; Aves; Galliformes; Numididae. The record is from RefSeq and is a predicted model, not a curated record. Gene Ontology annotation, biological process: protein depalmitoylation. Bases 80 to 769 code for a protein of 229 amino acids. The transcript is spliced from 9 exons. Gene Ontology annotation, molecular function: carboxylic ester hydrolase activity; palmitoyl-(protein) hydrolase activity. Gene Ontology annotation, cellular component: cytoplasm.